Photinus pyralis (common eastern firefly) is the source of this 1305-nucleotide messenger RNA. RefSeq lists its product as uncharacterized. The record is from RefSeq and is a predicted model, not a curated record. Gene Ontology annotation, molecular function: ubiquitin-protein transferase activity. Bases 97 to 1305 code for a protein of 402 amino acids. The transcript has 7 exons. NCBI's taxonomy places the organism in Eukaryota, Metazoa, Arthropoda, Insecta, Coleoptera, Lampyridae.
CAUUUUUGCAAGGCAAUUUAUCGUCAAUCAAAAAAGUUAGGAUUGGGAUCGCUAGUGACUCAAAAUGAACAUGCUCAAUUUGUAUUAAGGAAAAUAAUGGCAUUAGCGUUAUUACCAUGUGAUAUGGCCGUAGAAGGAUUUAAUUUAAUUAAAUCUGAAGCCCCUGACGAUAUUCGUAAUGCAUUUAGUAAUUUUUUUACUUAUGUGGAAUCCACUUGGUUGGAAGGGGUUACACCACAACUUUUUAGUGUGUUCAAUUUAGUUAGACGGACUAAUAAUGCAGUUGAAGCAUAUCAUCGAGUUCUAAAUCAGAAGUUUGGUGUUCAUCCAAAUGUGUGGGCUUUUACAGAGCACCUGGUACAACUUCAAUCAAAAUCACACAAUGAUGUAAUAAUUCUUCACUCUGGUCAAAGGGUAACUAGACUGCCUAAAGUUAGAUACCUACUAAAUGCUGCCAAUAUUUCACGAGCGUGGCGUGAACUGCAAAAUCAACAAAUAUCAUUGUCUGAAUUCUUAGAAAACGCUAAGUACUUUGUCAGUUCACUAGUUCGAACAUUGUUAAGUAAUGAUAAUAGCAGACAUAAUGAUGAUUUAAAUGAUGUACUUCUCAUUGACGGUGCACGCAUAGUCGAAACAAGAAUAGAGAACGCUAUUGUGGAUACAAUGAGAACUGCAAAUGUUAACAAUGCAUCGGAAAGUAACUCAAGAGAUGACAAUUUACAUACAAAUCGACCUACAACACGAUUAAGAACAGCUACAAUUGCAAAUAAUGAAUCUGAAACUAUUAGUUUAAGUAAUACCAAUCGUUCUAGGCGAACACGUCCUAGUAGACCUCUCACACGCAGGGUUAGUCAACGUAGAACGCGACGCAGGACUAGUGUUUCAACUUUAGUCAGCAAUAAUGGCAAUGCUGAUACCUCAACUUUUGCACAAACAACAGUUCAGGCCAGUGUCACAAGAGUUACACCAGAGGAAGAUGCGGAAAUUAUGGAGUUUGUCGAUCGAGUUUUACGUGAAAAUUCUGUUCAGGUUACAGAAUUACAUACUGAGAAUACAGAGUUAUUGGACAACUUCAUUGCUGAUUUACCACAAGGUUCGGCACUUACCUUAGAGUUAGACAGAUCCAGUGUUGUAAAAGAUAUGUUUUCAUUCUACUCAGACCCUAUGGUUACAUUAAAAAGUUUAAACAUUGUGUUCAAAGGAAAGUUGGGGUCAGAUUUUGGUGGAUUAACUAAAGAAGCAUUCACCAUUUUUUGGAAUGAAGUAGUAAUCGACUACUUUCGAGGUGAAGAUGUCGUAUUCUAA